GAGCGAGCGUGGCCACUGUCCAUCGCAUCGCGCAAUGCAUGCAGCAUGAAUACCGUAAUUUCAAUCAAUCCUCUCCAUAGUUCAGCCAAUGAACUAAUCUUGUCGCACGUGGAAAUUUGUAGCCAAAAUUUUGACAGAAACAUCUCCAGUACGUUUUCGUGAACCUAAAAAAAAACUAGAGUAACAUGUGAACUACAGGUUAGAGGGACAGCAUAAGGCUAUGUAACUGCUACGUUUGUGAUAGAGGCUAUGGCUGCAGCCAAUGGGAUCAUCAAGUACCGCAGGAAGGACAAGAAAAGAGAGCUCGAUGAGACGAGUUCGACAAGCUCCUCCAGCAGUGAUCCAUAUAUACCUGAUACUGAGAAUGAUGAAAAGGAAAGAUUACUCACUGGGAACACCAUCAAUUACUCAUCAGUUAGAGCCGCAAAAAAGCAUGCUGAUUAUUUUGAGAUUACGGAACUGGUUGAUAUGGGUCAGAUGGCUUCUAUGUUCUUCAACAAAGUGGGUCUGGUCCUAUUCUACAUAUGCCUCAUAGUAUACCUAUAUGGAGACUUGGCUAUCUAUGCCGUAGCUGUUCCUAAGUCCCUCAGAGAUAUCACAUGCACCUAUGAUGCUGAUUCCCAAAAUCUUAGUGACAAUGAUCCAUGCUGGACUGGGGUCACAAUAACAAGGAUGAAUGCUUACAGAAUAUACCUGGCAAUGUUUUCAGUAUCCUUGGGAGUGUUUGUGUAUUUCAAUGUUCAGAAAACAAAAUACCUUCAAAUCUUCACCACUAUAAUGAGAUGGCUAGCAUUCCUGACGAUGAUCUUUUCAUCCUUGAUCUACAUCAGCCGAGGAAAGAGUUCAGCGAAACCGGCUGCUACAGGAACCUUUGAGAGCAUCCCAAACUUCUUUGGCGUCUGCGUGUAUGCCUUCAUGUGCCAUCAUUCAUUACCUUCACUCAUAACCCCCGUCAAACCCAAGAAACGCAUCACGGCGUUCUUGUUCGGUGACUACGUCCUCAUCCUCCUCUUCUACCUCUUCCUGUCCAUCACGGCCAUCUUCACCUUCGACAGCGGCGACAUCAAAGACAUCUACACCCUCAACUUCUUCAAGAGCAAGGUGCUGCCAGUCAUCCCACUCUCCUACUUUGUCGCGCUCUUCCCCGUCUUCACGCUCAGCACCAACUUUCCGAUCAUCGGCAUCACACUGCGCAACAACCUGAUGGCGCUCUUCCUUCACGAGAAUAGGUUAUACCACUGGACGAUCAAGCGGCUUUUGUUUCCGACCUUGGUGCUGGUGCCACCCAUAGCGGUUGCCUUUGCCACCACGAACGUCACCUUGCUUGUAGGAAUCACAGGGUCCUACGCAGGGGCUACAAUCCAGUAUCUUAUACCUGUCUUCCUGGUUUAUUAUGCAAGGAAAAAGACUGAGAGAACAAUGGGCAAACGGUGGGUUCUCCACCAGCACAUGUCACUCUUCAGGCACAAGAUCUGGCUUAUUCUCAUUAUCAUAUGGGCUAUUUUCUGCCUGGUCUUCGUUACGGUCGAUCAUGUUUUAGAAGGAAUUCAUUAGUAUUUUGUAGCUCCCAGGUAUCACGUUAAUGAGAAUUGGUACUUUUUACUGACUGUUAAUUGUGUUUACAGUACUCAUGAAAAGUGUAUCUUUUUUUUUUUUUCAAUCAAGUGAAAUCAUAGUAAUGGAAAUUAUGUAACCAGUGCUGUGUAACGUAAAGACAUGCAAUUUGAACAUAUUUAUAUCAAUUGUAGGGAUACAAAAAAUCAUGUUCUAAAAAUUAUCAAUCAAUUGUAAUAUUGGUUUUGUCUCUUUAUGAUACAUUUACAUGGGACAGAAUUGGAAUAUUUUAAUAAGUUUCAUGAAGUUUCAUGAAACCAGAGCUUUAACAUCUCAAUUUUGUCACUUGCAUUUUAUUUUGUUUCACACAUCUUCAUCUUUGUCAAGAGUUUAAAUCUAACCUUCGUGCCAUGCAAUAUUCAUUUUCUUUUUUUUUCUUUCUUGAGUCUAUAAAAAAAACUAGUAAUUUCUUUUGACAGGAAUUGAUGUCUAGAAUCAUUCUGGCAAUUUUCAUUUGUUUCAUAUCAACCUUGAAAUAAGCAUUUCCAUUUGGCAUUUUAUGACAUUAGUUUUAAUGUUGAAAAUGGAAAUGGUAUAUUAUUUGUUAUACCUGUACCAAUUUUAUUUCUGUGCUAUUGUUCAUAGUAUUGUUCUCACUGAGCAGGCCACAAUUAUUUUCUUGUACUGCCAAUAAUCGGGAAACAAUACAAGAUUUUCCUUCAAAGGUUGUUUCAUAUCUUGUAUUGUUUGCGAUGAAGAUGAUGGUAAUUUAUCUUAAAUUGGAAUGAAUGAAUAAUGAUUUUGUUUCAAUAUCAUGAAUGUUGUGAAACUGCUUCUGGUUGCGAACAAAAUUAGGAGUGUUUUGCCUAGUUUACACUUCAAACUUAAUAUGUUGUUGGAUAUUCAUGUGAUAAUGCCUUAUAUAUGGAUCAAAGUUGGCUACAAUUAUGAGUUAAGAAAAUUAUUUUUAUUUGUAGAUUAUAUUUGUAUGUUUUUUCACAUAAUGGUAAAUUUUUAGUGUAAUCUUUUUUAUUCAUUUUGUAUAACUAUGUUAGUUCUAGUUGAUUAGUUUUCAUCAGGGUAGUAUGCAAUUCCACAUCAUAUUGAUAGACUUGACGGACAUUACACACUGUAUCAAGCUGGCUGCAAUUUGAGGUACACACGAGUGUACAAACUAUAAAAUAAUGAUAAUAGGCAUUUAUAUAGCGCCAUCUAUCUAGAAAUAAUCUAUUCCGAGGCGCACUGUUUAUUAUUAUUACCCCGGAUUUAGCUCGAGCUGCCUUUCAGCGCUCAGUGCAUUCAAGGAAUUAAUCCUGCCGGGAUUAUAAUCUUGUUUAGUGCUAUUGUUAUGUUGAAAUAUAAGUUAAAGGUAAAAACUUUACCACUGUAUGUCUGUGUAUGAAUCCUAAUCUUGCAAACUUUACAGUGUUAUUCAGACUAAAUGGAGUGUGAGAGGAAUACUGUUUGUUCACUAGUUGCUAUAAUGUAGAUAGAUUUAGUACUGAAUAUAAAGCUUGUGUUUUGGGACUCGUUUUUUUUCUUCAAUGCAAUCACUGUAUUUUUUUUUUUACAUAUUAGCUUUAUCUGUUAGCACACAAUGCAAAAUGAGUACUAUAUUUCAUUGCAUUUUCUUUUCCAUUUAUCUUUUUUUAAGGGAAUGUUUCUAUCUUGAAUAUACCCUUACCGUUUUAAAGCUUGCCAGUUUAGUGUAGAUUAAUUGCCAAACCACAAUCCUGACAUUGUAGCACAAAAUUGGCUUCACACUUUAAGUCAUGUUUGGAAGACCAAUUUACCAACAAAUUUAAGCUUCGUUACCUUGAUGAAAAUCAAGUUUUUAACUGUCUGCUGUUAGUAUGUGGUGAGAAGACAUGAUGUAUCAUUCUUCUUCAGACUCUACUGCAGAUCUGGGGAGCAUUACAUGAAAGGACCUUUCGGAAGAUUUUUUUCUGACAAGUCUGGUUUACCCGACAGUUAUCAUAGUAACAGUGCUUCUCAACCAACCAAGCAGCAUCAAGGAAAGUUGUUAGAUCUGACAUGUCAGACAAAAAAAUGUUGAUUAAAAGCUCCCCAGGGCCCUGUAACAUACAGCUUAGCAGUUGAUCAUAGGCCUGAUAUUUACAAUUAAUCAUACACAAUAAUCAGUGUAAUCAAUCAUAGAAAUCAGCCUUACAGUUUGUUCAUAAUACAAGCAUGCAAGUUGGGCCCAUAUUGUUACAUCCCUCAUAUGCAUUUAUCCUCACGAGCUUGACCACAGUGUACUGGACACCAUGUAUAAUCCUCACGAGCUUGACCACAGUGUACUGGACACCAUGUAUAAUCCUCACGAGCUUGACCAGAGUGUACUGGACACAAUGUGUUAAUCCCCAGGGGGGGGGGUACUCGACCAAAAAAGUGGUAGGUUUGUGCCGCGGGUGCGACAAAAAACGGGCUUUCGAGCGGGCUUAUUGUAAAAAGGAGGGUCCUCGGAACUAUGAAAACGGGGGUCCUUGGAACGGGUUGUCUGCGUGUGAGUGCGUAUGCAUCCCUAUGGAACGAGCAUACGUGCAUGCAGCUAGCCCAGCGGCACGGGCGGGGGGUGUGCUCGCGCAAAGGCGAUGGUCGGACAGCGCUCUGCGGCCCCUUUUCACCAAAGUUGCAGCUCACUGUAGCGGAUCAACGCGGCCGGAACGGCGUAACGGAUAUGCGAAGCUUUGGAACGGAUUUCUUUCUUCUUUUUUCUCGAUAAGAAGAAAAUGCUAUGCUUUGGAGCGGCUUUCUUUGUCCUUUUUCUCAAUAAGAUAAAAAUGCUAUGCCUUGGAACGGAAAUUUGAGUGCAAAAA
Messenger RNA from Lytechinus pictus (painted urchin), 4373 nucleotides. Its product is annotated as transmembrane protein 104-like. The transcript is spliced from 8 exons. Lineage: Eukaryota; Metazoa; Echinodermata; Echinoidea; Temnopleuroida; Toxopneustidae. The record is from RefSeq and is a predicted model, not a curated record. The coding region runs from base 250 to 1554 and encodes 434 amino acids.